AUGGAUGCAAACCUUUUGCUGUUUAAGCCGCUGGCCCAGCAGACGACGUUGUCCCUGCAUGAUUCGAUUCGCCUCCUACGGACAGUGAUCGCUGGUGACAGUUGGGGAGAGAUCGCAGUACCCGUCAUUGAGGAUCACCCCGAAACAGCUAUGAUAUUCGUGGGAUCCCAACUGACGUUGGUUUUCGGAGUUUUAAAUCUCAUCGUCGCAGUGGUCGUGGACACCUUUGCAGAAGCGCGCCAGCACGAUGUGCUGAAUUUGGCUGAGGAGCUGGAGCAGGACAUGGCAACCGACCAGAAAGCCCUCCAGAAGAUCUUCAACCGCAUCGAUGCAGAUGGAAGUGGUGAAGUGACCCUUUCGGAGCUAAUCGAGGGCGCGCAGCGGGACCCUGAAUUUCGUAGCCGCCUUCAAGUCAUGGACAUCGACGAGGUCGACCUCCAGCAGCUGUUUGAGAUGAUUGAUAUUGAAGGCGAGGGGCAGGUCAAGGUGAUGGAGUUCGUCACGCCCCUCAGCCGAUGGGUGCGCGACUCGAAGACAGCGCCGCGCUUCGUCAAGUACAACAUGAUGCGCCUGAUGCAUCGGCACGAAGAGUUUGUCGGCUCCGUCGACGCUCGCUUCGAGCUUCUUGCAGGGCAUCUCGACGAGAUGACUGAUUGUCUCCGGUAUCUCACCGGAUCCAGGAUCUCCGAGUCUUCCAGAAGCACUGAAGAGAUGGAAGCAGGCCUCGGAUCAGGCCUCGGAUCAAGCCUUCUCGGCAGCAUGACUUUCGAGUCGCUGCGACACUCUCGCAGCGAAGGCAUGCUCAGCAGCCAGAUGAGCCUACUAAGCGUGAAGCGUCACAAGACGAUGAUGGAACCGAAGGCUUUCGAUACGGAGACAACCACAGAGCUGGAGUGGGUGGAGGAUGCCUUGGAUGAGGAAAUUGUGGAGCAACCACGCUUCUCCAAGAGGGCGCAUCUGCCGUCGUUGUUCAAGGACCAGUGCUCGACGCAGCAGGAGACUCUCCAGAUGCAAGAGAAAGCGCUGGCGUCAGCUUUCCAUAAUGCCGUGGAGGUCUUCAAGCAGUCGCUGCUGGACGCCACCGACCAGGCAGUUCACAGCUCCUUGUCCUCGCUGGGGCUCGCGACGAAGGAGGCAAAUGUCCUCCGGGGCGAUGCUCAUCCAGCACCAGAGAGCCGGAAAUCGCAACUGCGGCAUGGUUCGAAGAUGAGGUUCCGUGCCUUCUCAGACCUUCACGAACAAGAUCCCCCCGGUGGUGAGAUUCCCCAUCUUCCUGCUGUUGAUCCUGUUCCGCCGCCCAAGACGAUUCUCGACAUUGUGUCAGAGUAUAAGUCCUGGAGUGUUGCCACGCAUCCUAACGCCUGUCGUCACACUUGCCUCGUCCUGGCCGUCACCAAGUUUCUGUGCGACAUGAAUGCCACCAACUACAUGAUGUCCAAUGUUCAGAAACUGAUACUCUUCCUCUUGAUUGACGGAGACAACUGGCGUGCACAUAAGAGACAACUAUUCCACCUUUGUGAUGGGGCGUGGGACAUGGAAGAAAAAUUGAGCUUGGAAGCUUGGGACUUCUUGUCAGCCGUCGAGGGCAUCUUUGUUUCCAUUGCCACAAGCAUCGAGAACGAUGAAAAGAACAUACUCUGGUCGUGGGCAGACGCCAGAAACUAUGUUUACAAAGCCAUCGAAGGGUGCAAACGCCGUGGGGAGCUCGUUGACGUCUGUGCUCGUAUAGCGAAGGAACAUAGUGAUCACGUCCGAGUUGUUACUAGCAACAAAACAUGGAAGGCGACAUGGGCUCGAAGAGUCGCUGAUAUGCUUGCUUCUUACAGGAAGGCGUGGGAGACUCAGACACACUCCGUGGUUCUCUCUCGUCUUUUCUUGCAAGACUGCGACAUGCCCAUGCCAAAAUCCCAAGGUAUAUGCUUCAGUGACAUCUACUUGACUUCCAACUGGGAGAUUCGCUCCAAGCAUGAGGCACAGGACUGUUACGUACGGUUCGACUACCCUUACUUCUACGAGAAUACCCUUGCAGGAGACCCGUCCAUCAAUCUCCCUAUGCUCAAAGAAAGGCUGAGACUCUUCCUGACCUCUCUCUACUACAAGAACGAGGAUGCUUUUCAAGCCAAGCUAUGCUUUCUUUGUGCUGCCUUCCAAGGCGUCUGUACGGGAAAGAUGCUGUUCCAGGUUGGUCGUGGAGGGGAUGGUAAAGGCAUGGAGGCUAUCCUAGAUGCAGCUCUCUUUGGUUCGAAGUCUUCGGCUAGUCUGGACAGUGGUGUAUUCUUGGACCGAGCGGAGUUCAGAAAAAGUGCCGAACUUGUUUGGAACAAAUCGAAUGUCAGGAUCCAGGAAAUGGACUCCAAGGUUCGCUUCAUAUCCGAAAUAUGGAAACGGUUUGUGGUCGACGAGGAGAUCGACUGCAGGGUAAACUAUGGUUUCACUACCAAGAGACGCUUUGGUACGUCCAUGAAGAUCCAGGAACUGAACUAUGAGAAUGUACCGGUGAUUGAGGAAAGCAAGGACAUCAACAAGGCGUGCGAGCAACUUCGGAGACGUGUGGUCUGCAUUCGCAUGGGCACAUCGACCUACACGUUGAACCCAAACGAAGUUGACCAUGAUCGUGGCAUUUACCUUCUGAUUCCACAAGAGGAAUUAGCGUCGGAUUUACGUCAUCCGGUCACUGCGUCGUUGUACCUCCGUGAUUGGUGUCUGCCCUUCUUCAGAGAGAACCCGGUUGGGGAGUGUCUGACAAUGUUGCAUGAUCUGAAGUCCAUCAGUGACAAGCUGGAGAUGGACACUCAGUGGCUUGCUGCAAAGUUGUCCGGUCGUGAUCUAGUUCCUCCUGGGGAUGAUCGCAUGCUGGUCGAUGCCAAUGACGAAAUAGUUGAGUUGGUUCAUGCCUCGAUGCCGACCAGACCCAUUCUCAAGGAGUACUUGUUACACAAGAUUGAUGAGUUCCCAGGCUGUAUUACAUCAACUCGCGGUCGUACCACGAAGCUUCAGCGGUUCGUGUCUGCAAUUGACCAUUCCUCCCUCAAGCUCUUCAGACAAGUGGAUCAUAGUACUUUCGAGAAGCUGCAGAUCAACUGGGCGAGGCUAAAGGAGUCGAUGGCUCGACAUGGCGGGGUUAACAUCUUCGGGGAUUGGACUCACUGGACAUGCCCAUUUGACUUGAAGCACAUCAUCCAAACAUGGGACGGGAAUGCAUUUCAGGACCAUAGUACUUUCCUCCUCCAGCACUGCACAGUCAGAGGAGUUGGUGAUGCGGUAUUGCGAUCGGCUGUCACUAGCCUGGACGAGACUGUAGACAUUGAGCGACUCAAAGCAUAUGCACUUCAAGGAGUGGAUCGUCGUCAAGAGAUGCUUGAAAGGUACAUUGCGCGACACGAGACUGCAGGACUCACGUCCAGUGACGGCAUGGCCACCGUUACGGUGGAGUACUAUACCCAACCAGGGUACGGUCGUCUACUUGCUAGAGGUGCAGCAGGUCAGAAACUCACAAGAGAGGCUAGAGCCGAAGCUUUCUUCCACUGCUCUGAAGUUGACGCUGCUUGUUGCCAUCCACGGCUACUGCAACAAAAACUUUUCGACCUCGAUGUCUGGUCCGAUGGCAAAUACACCAUCCUAGCACUCUUCAUCAAGCAUUACCAAGCGUGGCGCUACUGUGUGGCCGACUACAUGGAUGUCUCUGUGGGUCAGGCCAAAACGGAGCUCAUUCGCAUUUUCUACGGAGGCAAACCCUCCUGCGAAAUUCCCUUCCUCAUGAAGCUCUGUGCAGAGGUCCAGACUGCUGCUCUCUCCAUUGUUCAUCAUCCAAGCUCAAGAAUGUGGCGGGAUCUUUACUCGGAUCGAAGGAAUCCAGAGUUCUCACGUCUCUCUGGCAUUCUGUCAAUGGAAGAAGCCAAAAUGCCUGAGUCAGUGUCAAGUUUGAUGGGACAGGCUAUGUGUGUACUGCUGUUUGAUGGUGCCUACGUGCAGUGCCGUAAUCUACAUGAUGACAUUGCUCUGUGUCAUGGGAUGGAGACGCGCGACUCCAGGGUGGGGUUGCAGAUCCGUCGGUGGGCUCCUUUGGCUUGCAAGUCCGUUCCUCGUCUUUUGGUCCGUCGAGGUCAAGUGCAGUUCUUUCGGACUGAAGAUGUCGCAGACCUAGGAAACUGUUUGCUGACGUCCUUGUACUACAUGGAAGAUGACCUCGAACUGGAGAGCCUCAGUCAGAGCGAUCUGCGUCACGGUAUGUCCGCUCGGGAUUUCAACUACAUGACACUGGGCAUGUCGCAAGGCGAUGACGGCCAAGCUUAUCUGCUGGAAUGGCUUCCACACGGCUUCAUUCGAGAGGAACUUCCGAAUGGAGCAUUGCUGGCCUUCCAUGAGCCCAAUUCAUCUGGUACUUCGGGACAUUGGUGGGCGGCCAAGAUAUGUGGUGACACAGAGGUCGCUAUCUUCGACUCCCAAGCGCCAGAGUGUCUCCUAGGUGUUGCCUUCACCGUUUUGGAAGACGUUCUUCGUGAGACCCAGACUGCGACUGCUUUCAUACUCACCCGUGCUCACACAGUAGAAACUCUGCGCGUGCCAGAGUCGUCGGUGUAUGACUUGCGUGGAGCCGGCCCAGACGACCCGGAUGAUCUCGUAUCCAUCGUGACUCCUCGUGACACUUGCUUAGAAUGUGCUUCACCGCUGUAUCCUGCACACGACGUCCAAGGCCGACUAUACACAUUGAAUGGCGUGAAGAAGGUCACGGUCACGACCAAGCGUUGCUCUCGCAAAACGUGUCGAACACAUCACCAUUACAACUACAGGAAGGUAGACGGGCAGAUGUACCACAGCCUGUCGCUUGGGGACAUGAAGUACGUCUUUGUGAAUAGUAAAGUCGGCUUUGACCGCACAUUCCUGGACUAUCACGAGGCCUUGCAGUUCCGAGGAGGUAUCAGCCACAAUGCCAUUGAGUUCGCUCAGUCACAUACUCUCUGGAAUGACCCGGAGCAACACUACCGCUGGCACCGUGAAUACUCGACUGCGCAGCUGUAUUAUGCUGUGGUUCAGGAAGCGCGUGAGAUGUGGUGUGAUUCCAGAAGCAACCAAUCAGCCAGACUCUUCAACCUAGAGGUAACUCAGCCUCUCUCCGAGGCCUUCCUUUCUGAGUACAAGGAUUGGUGGCAGCGUCAACAAUUCUCUCCAGCGGAAUGGCGCCGUGUCAAGGAGGUCGUUAUGGACGGGCGCGAGAAGGUCGCAGCAAAGUGCCCAGGCAACACGCCUGCCCGCGUCGGUCGUCCCCGCAAGGAUGGCCGCAUCAGACAACAUGAAAACGGAUGGUUCAUGGCCAUCGAUCCCGCCACAGGGCUUGUGAUGUCGGCAACCAAUAUGGCUUCACCAGAGAAUAAUGACAUCGCUAAACAAGUCCUACAGAACAUUGUGGAACGUGCUCCCAACCUGGACUGCGUCAUCUAUGACAAGAUGUGCGUAUGUCAAAAGGCAUUCCUGUCCGACGCGAAAUUUCGCCAGGUGAAGUACUGGUGCAUUGACCGCUUCCAUGCCAGGGCCCAUGGUGACACAUGUACAUGCUGUCCUCUCGUCCAUCGGCGCCUGGACCUUCGCCUACGCAAUGUCAACUCGUCCAUUGCCGAGCAGACCUUCUCCUGGUUUCGCGGCUACGCAUCUACCUUCAAUGUGAAGAAUCCAUUGACGCAUGUCUUCUAUGUCCUACUGUACGUCAAGAAGCAUAACCUCUUGAUCCGCAAAGACUACCUUCGACACUUGAACCCUUUCAGUGCUCGUGCCAAGGCUGCCAAGAAUGCUCGGGUGCUCAUCCGUCCAGCUUCGAAGAAGUACAUCUGUCGGCGUCCGUCUGCAUCUUUGUCGUCCCACAGAGUCUUGAGGAAGCCGUCGAAGAAAGUCAUCAAGCAUCACAUGAAGAAGAAGUGA
Molecule: messenger RNA, 5913 nt
Organism: Symbiodinium natans
Lineage: Eukaryota; Dinophyceae; Suessiales; Symbiodiniaceae
Source: the annotation of a GenBank genome assembly